Messenger RNA from Trypanosoma theileri, 609 nucleotides. RefSeq names its product NADH-ubiquinone oxidoreductase 20 kDa subunit, mitochondrial precursor. The record is from RefSeq and is a predicted model, not a curated record. The transcript has a single exon. NCBI's taxonomy places the organism in Eukaryota, Euglenozoa, Kinetoplastea, Trypanosomatida, Trypanosomatidae. Gene Ontology annotation, molecular function: NADH dehydrogenase (ubiquinone) activity; 4 iron, 4 sulfur cluster binding; quinone binding. Gene Ontology annotation, biological process: electron transport coupled proton transport; mitochondrial respiratory chain complex I assembly; aerobic respiration. Bases 1 to 609 code for a protein of 202 amino acids.
AUGUUGCGCCUUACCCGUUGUACUUUAACCGGCCGUGCGAUGAUCUCCCGCGGGAGUCCGGAGUGGUCCCAUCGUUUAGAUCUCAAGAAGGGGAAAAAGACAACAAUGCUGCAUAAACUGGGCACCAGCAAACCCAACAACGCCCUGCAGUACGCACAGAUGACACUGCACGACUUAACAGAGUGGUGUCUCGCCUACUCGCCGUGGCCGCUCACAUUUGGUCUGGCGUGCUGUGCGGUGGAGAUGAUGCACGCGUACGCCGCGCGGUAUGAUUUGGACCGUUUUGGAAUUGUACCGCGCCCUACACCGCGACAAGCGGAGAUUAUUAUUGUCUCCGGCACAGUUACAAAUAAGAUGGCACCACUUCUGCGUAAUAUUUAUGUACAGAUGGUAAAUCCAAAGUGGGUUAUCUCUAUGGGUAGUUGCGCCAAUGGGGGUGGUUAUUAUCACUUUUCAUAUGCUGUUUUGCGUGGGUGUGAGCGGGCCAUUCCGGUGGAUUUUUGGAUUCCCGGUUGUCCACCAUCGGCGGAGAGUCUUGUCUUUUGUCUACACACACUGCAGAAGAAGAUACGCUGGCAUGAGAUUCAAAAGUACUCCGUACGUGGUUGA